AUGAAACUGUUUCAUGUGUAUGCUAUUCUUUCUAUUGCAUGUUAUUCCGAUGGAUUCGUACCGGCAGCAAAGCAGCGCCCUUCAUCGCUUCGGGGAAUUAGACCAUUACAAGGUACUUCAUCGUUAGGGAGACUGAGCGGGUUGUUGGAGAGCAGAAACUCAGUACGACGGUCUCGCUGUGAUACACGCCUGUCAAGCUCCUCCGAGAAAACACGCAACGGUAGCAACAGUCAAGGCGGGUGGUUGUCUCUCUCGGAACGAACCAAAGGGCUGGCAGUCCUGUUGACCGUGCCCAUUGCAUGGGGGACCUAUGUGCCUGUGGUUCGAUAUCUCUACGAAAUUCAACCUGCUGUGCCUGGCUUUGUUUUUUCAGCGUGUUACUAUGCCGUUGCUUCCUUGACAACCUUGAGUAUUGUGGCAAUUCAACACAGUCGAUCCAAAAGAGGAAGCAAACAUAUUUCUCAAGAAGUCGAGUCAACAUCACCUGCAUCCUUGGAGGACGAGCAGCCAGCAUCGUCUUCUUUUUCUUCCUUUCCCAUUAUGGGCGGUCUGGAAUUGGGCUUGUAUUUGUUUGUUGCAAAUUGCCUCCAAGUGUUGGGCCUAAAGACCGUUCCGUCCGAUAGAGCUGGUUUCUUGGUGCAGCUGACAACUGUCAUGGUCCCUGUUCUGGAGGCCCUAUUAGCUGGCAAUCUACUGGCAGUCAAUGCCCGAACAUGGUUCUCCUGUCUCCUGGCUUUUACAGGAAUUAGUGUGAUGAAUUUAGAAGGAAUAAUAGGAGGGCAGGCAUCCAUUGCCUCCUUUUUGACUGCUUUUGGAAGCUUCACGAAAGGAGAUGUACUCAUAAUAUCUGCAGCAGUGUUGUACACACUACAUGUAGUACGGCUGGGUCGAUAUGCCAGAGAAACAACACCCUUGAAGCUGGCAGCCGCCAAAGCAACAGUGGAAACUGUGCUAAGUUCGGGACUGGUACUGGCAUUGAUGUCACUUGCAGGAUCAGCCACAAUGCCCUCCUUUGUGACUGAGACCGGGGCAGAGAUUGCAAACUUUUUCUCGACAAUCAGCAAGGGCAUAGUGGCCGGAACAGUCCCCAAGAGUGCCAUCAUUUCGGCCGUUGGGGCGACCUUGUGGACAGGGCUGGUAACCUGCGCCUACACGAUAUUCGCUCAAAGCUUUGGCCAGAAAAGAGUUGGGCCGACCGAUGCCAACCUUAUCUACUCUAUUCAGCCAAUCUGUACAGCUCUGUUUGCCUUUUUCUUGCUUGGUGAAACCAUGGGUCCUGCGGGAGUUGUGGGAGGUGCAUUCAUUGGUGCUGCUGUCUAUCUUGUCACCGGUGCUGACUCGUCUGAUCAAGAGGAAGAUAAAGACGUUGAUGAUGAUGACGAUGCAUACGAAGUACAACUAAGCCCCAAUGAUCUUGCAGCGGAGCAGCAACGAAACAGAACAGAAGUACUCAUUAGAAGGAGAUAA
This is a messenger RNA of Seminavis robusta, 1467 nucleotides long. The record is from the annotation of a GenBank genome assembly. NCBI's taxonomy places the organism in Eukaryota, Bacillariophyta, Bacillariophyceae, Naviculales, Naviculaceae.